Molecule: messenger RNA, 1563 nt
Organism: Amaranthus tricolor (Joseph's coat)
Lineage: Eukaryota; Viridiplantae; Streptophyta; Magnoliopsida; Caryophyllales; Amaranthaceae
Product: pectinesterase-like
Exons: 2
Coding region: 1-1563 (520 amino acids)
Biological process (GO): cell wall modification
Molecular function (GO): pectinesterase activity; pectinesterase inhibitor activity
Source: RefSeq, a predicted model, not a curated record
AUGGCUAGAAAUAUCGUAAUGAUUUUUCUUAUUCUCGUCUCGUGUUUAUAUUUACAAGCAUCUUCAUCCCUAGCCAAAAAUAAUCUAAAUAUGUGGUGUAGCCAAACCCCUUAUCGUGAACCAUGCAAAUAUUUUAUGAGCCACCUUAAACCCAAACACAAAACCGAGUUUCAAAAAUGGGUGAUUCAAAUAGCUUUGAACCAAACAAUUUUGACUCAUGGCCACAUAAAAGAGCUUGGAACAAAGUGUAGAAAUGAUCGUGAAAAGGGUGCAUGGGCUGAUUGUGUAACCCUUUACGAUAGCACCAUUUCUAUACUAAACAAAACCUUAGUUUACUCUAUGAAAAACCAUUGCACGAAUUUUGAUAAACAAAGUUGGCUUAGCACCGCUUUGACAAACCUCGAGGUUUGUCAAACUGGAUUAACUGAGUUAGGGUUAGAUCGUGACAUUGAUUUUAUUCCGUAUCACUUGUCCAAUAAUGUGUCAAUGUUAAUCAGCAAUAGCUUAGCCAUGCACAUUAAAAAGGGCACCACCAAAACACAAGCAUACAAGCAAGUAGGGUUUCCUACAUGGGUCACUAGGCGCGAUAGGAAACUCUUGCAAAAUUCGAGUGUUGUCGCGAACCUAGUGGUGGCUCAAGAUGGGUCAGGAAAUUAUAAGACUAUAGGUGAAGCCCUUGAUGUUGCUUCAAAGAGAGCAAGAAGUGGAAGGUUUGUUAUACAUAUUAAGAAGGGUUUGUAUAAAGAAUACCUCGUAAUUGGUACCAAUUUGAAGAAUAUUAUGCUAGUAGGUGAUGGCAUGCAAAGUACAAUUAUUACAGGAAGUAGAAGUAAUGGAGGAGGUUUCACAACUUUUAAUUCCGCAACUGUUGCUAUAACGGGAGACGGAUUCAUAGCACGUGGAAUAACAUUCCGCAACACAGCAGGACCAGAAAACCACCAAGCAGUAGCCCUUCGAGUCGCUUCCGACCACUCAGUCUUCUAUCAAUGUAGCUUCGAAGGAUACCAAGACACACUCUACACAUUCUCACAACGACAAUUCUACAAAGAUUCCAACAUUUACGGAACUGUAGAUUUCAUCUUCGGUAACUCAGCCUCAGUCUUCCAAAACUGCAACAUUAUCCUCAGAAAACCCCUUCCUUCUCAGAAAAACACAGUAACAGCCCAAGGAAGAACCGACCCGAAUCAAAACACAGGAAUUAUAAUCCAAAAUUGUCGGAUAAUUUCAUCAUCUGAACUUAAAAAUGUUGGAUCAUCAUUUCGAUCUUACCUUGGAAGACCAUGGAAGAAGUAUUCUCGUACCAUUGUUAUGCAGAGUUUUGUGGAUAAUGUUAUUGAUUCAGCAGGUUGGCUUGAAUGGGAUGGGGAUUUUGGAAUUGAUACAUUGUUUUAUGGUGAAUAUAAGAAUUCAGGGCCCGGAUCUUCUGUAAGUGGGAGAGUUAAAUGGGGAGGAUUUAAGAUUAUUACAAGUAAAAAUGAAGCAUCCCUGUUUUCUGUGGGGAAUUUUAUUGGUGGUCAAUCUUGGUUGCCUUCUGCUGGUAUUCCUUUUACUGCGAAUAUUUAA